AUGGGAUCAACAAUGAAGCAAUCUAUAUUUGAUGAACAAACAUCGAAAGCAUUAAAGAGUUGGCACAAGAACGCAAAGAAAAAGCCUGAUGGAAAGAAUCCAGGAGACGGUAAUGAGCCUGUUGUCGCUACCAAUGGUGAUAAAUCGGCUCCAUCUGGGGGUGGUCAGACAAAUAGCCGUGAAACUACACUAGAUGUUGCUGGGGGAAAUCGUAGUUCAAACAAAGAAGAUAAAGAGGCUGAACCUGGAAAACAACCACUUGACUUACUUACAGGUUCAUGAAGAAAGAGAUC
Impatiens glandulifera is the source of this 293-nucleotide messenger RNA. RefSeq names its product MLO-like protein 5. The record is from RefSeq and is a predicted model, not a curated record. Gene Ontology annotation, cellular component: membrane. The transcript has a single exon. NCBI's taxonomy places the organism in Eukaryota, Viridiplantae, Streptophyta, Magnoliopsida, Ericales, Balsaminaceae. Bases 1 to 282 code for a protein of 93 amino acids. Gene Ontology annotation, biological process: defense response.